AUGCAUCUGACUUCCUCCCUCCUCUUCACCUCGGCCCUUCUUGCCGGGGGUAUCAAUGCCUCUCCUGCUACCAACGCCUACCGCCGCCAGAAUGCGAACAUGAGAACCAUUAUCGGUGACACUACCCCGGUUCUGUCCAAUUCCACCAUGAUCCGCUACCCAGACUCGGAUGGCUUCUUCGGUGUCACCGAGCGUUGGGAUGUCUACCGCCCGCCCUCGUACCAGGCCGCUAUCUCGCCUACUACCGAGGCUGAUAUCGUGUCCUUGGUCAAGAUGGCUAAGCAGCACAACAUCCCCUUCCUUGCUACCGGUGGCCGUCACGGAUAUGGUACUACCCUCGGCAACUGCAAGGAGGGUCUGGCCAUUGAUCUCAGCCACUUCAAGGAUGUCAAGCUUGACAAGAAAAAGCAAACCGUCACCAUCGGACCCGGUGUCGUCUUUGCUGAUGUCUUCCCGGUUGUUCACGAUGCUGGCUUCCAGAUCCAGACUGGUACGUGCAGCUGUGUUGGCAUGAUUGGUGCCACCAUUGGCGCUGGUAUUGGCCGUCUCGAUGGUGUCCACGGUCUGGUCAUUGACGCUCUCGAGUCCGUACGCAUGGUCACUGCCAACGGCGAGAUUGUCGAGGCCUCCAAGACCAAGAACCCUGAGCUCUUCUGGGGUAUCCGCGGUGCCGGUGCCAACUUUGGUAUCAUCACUCAAGCUACCUACAAGAUGCACAAGAACAUGGGCGACAUCAUCAGCUUCGAUCUUAUCUACGAGCCCGAGAAGAACGUCACCCUCUUCAACACUAUCGCCAAUAUGUACCUCCCUCCCGGCCUGACAGUCGAGACCAUCAUGUCCUACAACCAGACCACUGAAAAGCCCACCCUCAUCAUUAGCAGCACUUAUGCCGGCGGCUCUGAGGCCGAGGCCCGCAGGUGGAUGCAGCCGCUCCUCCGUCUCAACCCCUGGUACACCGACAUCAAGCCCAUCCCUUGGAAGAGGAUGAGCACCGACACCACCCUCGGCUUGGACAAGGAGGUCUGCGCCAACUCUCAGAUCUACGAUGUCUACGGUGUCAACCUCCGCCGCCACGACGCCAACACCUGGGUCAAGACCUUCAACAAGCUCGCCAAGUUCUGGAACCAGCAGCCUGCCGCUCAGUCUUCCGUUGUCGUCCUCGAGACCUGGCCCAACCAAGCCGUGGUCGCCGUUCCGGACUCUCAGACUGCCUAUCCCUGGAGAGAUGCCACCACCUAUGUCAUGAUUCAAAUGCGCUGGGACGCUCCCGGUAACCCGGUCGAGGCUGCCGCCGACGCCAUGGGCCGUGAGCUCCGCGACGACUACGCCAAGACUUCCGGCUACAACGGCCUCACUGUCUACGUCAACUACGCCCACGGUGACGAGACCCCUGAGCAGAUCUAUGGCCGCAACAAGCUCCCCCGUCUUGCGAAGCUCAAGAAGCAGUAUGACCCUUCGUCCGUCUUUGGGUUCCACAACCCCCUCCCUACUAGCUACCCUUAA
Sordaria macrospora k-hell is the source of this 1503-nucleotide messenger RNA. RefSeq lists its product as uncharacterized. Gene Ontology annotation, molecular function: FAD binding; oxidoreductase activity. Lineage: Eukaryota; Fungi; Ascomycota; Sordariomycetes; Sordariales; Sordariaceae. The record is from RefSeq and is a predicted model, not a curated record.